Messenger RNA from Penicillium samsonianum, 1237 nucleotides. Its product is annotated as NAD(P)/FAD-dependent oxidoreductase. The transcript has 3 exons. The record is from RefSeq and is a predicted model, not a curated record. Gene Ontology annotation, molecular function: oxidoreductase activity. The coding region runs from base 286 to 1230 and encodes 314 amino acids. NCBI's taxonomy places the organism in Eukaryota, Fungi, Ascomycota, Eurotiomycetes, Eurotiales, Aspergillaceae.
GGGGCUCCCAAGGUUCCCGACGAUGCUUUGUUGUUUGACCAUGUUCGGAGGCAGUCAGUGCAGAAUGUCCCAACCCGGCUGUAGCUAACAUCGUGGACCUACCUAUUUAGAUAGGUAAUGAUCAUGUAGUCUUGCUACGAAUUACUCAUUUUGGUCUGUUUGUUUCCAGUUUGUCUCCGACAAGAAGGGCCGUCUUUAAAUAUAUAAAGGUACAUACACGGUACACCACUGGAGGCCUCAUCAUACAUUAUAUUCCAAUUUUUCAAUCACCAUCUCAAAUCAACCAUGACCAUAUUCGACGUCCUUAUUAUCGGCGGAGGCCCGGCCGGGCUGUCGGUUGCUACCGGCCUCGCGCGUCAGCUGUAUCGAGCUAUCGUAUUUGAUUCUGGGGUCUACCGAAACUCCCUCGCGAGCCACAUGCACAACGUCGCCUCGUGGGAUCAUACGCCGCCCGAAAAUUUUCGCCAGGCCGCUAGAGAGCGUAUCCUAUCGCGGUACGACACAAUCCAAUUUGAGAAUGUCGAGAUUAAGAAGGUCGAGCGGAAUACCGAAGGGAUAUUUCAUGCCAUUGACUCGCGAAAGCGGGUUUGGACGGGGAAGAAGUUGGUCUUCGCCAAUGGAGUUAGCGAUAUUUUCCCAGAUAUUACGGGAUAUGGAGAGUGCUGGGCACGGGGAAUUUUUCACUGUCUCUUCUACCACGGGUUUGAAGAACGAGGCUGCGAAUCCGCCGGAGUUCUCGCCAUUGCAGAUAUGGCCAACACCAUGUCGGCGAUGCACGUUGCAUCCAUGGCCCGGCGGUUCGCCACGACCGUCACCAUCUAUACACACGGCGCGCAAGAGCUCACCAAGGCGAUCGAAAAAGCCAGCCAUGGUACGGGUUUCAAGGUAGACAGUAGGCCUAUCAUGCGGCUGGUCGAGGGCCCGGGCCCAUCGGAUGUGGAAGUAGGAUUUGGGGAUGGCACCCAGAGAAUAGAUGGAUUCCUAGUCCACAGACCUAAGACGGAAAUCAAUGUCCCGUUCGCCGAGCAACUAGGACUGCACCUUACGUCUGAUGGCGACAUCAAGACCACAGAGCCGUUCUACGGCACCUCUGUCCCGGGAGUAUUUGCGGCGGGUGACUGUGCCAUGCCCCUCAAGGCGGUAGUAACGGCCAUGUCGUCGGGGACAUUAGUGGCGGGAGGGUUGGCCGGGCAGUUACAAGCGGAGCUGUACCUGGGAGCGCAUAACUAACAUAGGC